Molecule: messenger RNA, 1455 nt
Organism: Knipowitschia caucasica
Lineage: Eukaryota; Metazoa; Chordata; Actinopteri; Gobiiformes; Gobiidae
Source: the annotation of a GenBank genome assembly
AUGGUCCCAAUCUCUGUUUGGUUUUGGGGGAAGUGCUUAAUCAUUGACAAAGCCUUUAAAAACCACCGCAAAUCAGUCUCUCAACUGGGACACGGAGCAGAGAGAGGAGGAUCCCAACAAGGGACAAUGAGCGCUCUCUCAUCUUUGUGUCUGUGGUGUCUGGCCCUGCCAACUGUGCUCUGGGCCUCUCAUGGGACGCUGCUGGUGGAGGGGGACAAUGAUGCCUCCAAGAUCUGCAAGGCUGCCCCCUACUGGGACAUCAAAGGCCAAACACCCAUGAAGGAGCUGGAGGGAGACGUGGUGCAGGCGGCCAAUAUUGGCCAGCUGCAGGAGAGGCUAAAGCGCAACAACAUGACUGGAGUGUCCUUCAUGAUCGUGAAUGAGCAAAGGGCCACGUCCAGAGCCAUGUACUGGGAGCUGAAGAGGAGAGCGCCCCCUGGAGUCCCCGUUUACCAACAAGCACCAUUACAAAAUGAUGUGUGGGAGAUCCUGGAUGGGGACAAAGAUGAUUUUCUGGUCUAUGACAGAUGUGGUCUUCUGACUUUCCAUGUAGUCCUGCCCUACAGUUUACUGAGAUUUAUCAUUGAGUACUUGAUCUUCUACACAGCAUAUGGCACGUCCCUGAAAGACAACAGGUUGGACUACAGGAUGGAUGGAGAUACCACUUGGCAAAAACUCCAAGUGCUAUAUCAAGGGAUUCUAGAAAAUGGAGACAAGAGGACAGACAAAUGGCUUCUGGUCUACACUCCACUGCCCAUCACCUGCAUCUGUCUUGGAUAUUUGAUAAUUUCAUGGUCUGGGCCGAAACUCAUGUUAAAUAGAAGCCCAGUCAAGAUAAAACCAGUGCUGAUAGUUUACAAUUUUGCCAUGGUGUGCCUUUCUGCAUACAUGUGCUAUGAGUUCGCUGCCUCGUCCUGGUUGGCCAAGUACAGUCUGCUGUGCCAGCCCGUGGACUACAGUGACAGCCCACUGGCCAUGAGGAUGGCCCGUGUGUACUGGUGGUUCUUCUUCUCCAAAGUGUUAGAGCUUUGUGAUACUAUAUUUUUCAUUUUGAGGAAGAAGGACAAUCAGCUGACUUUCCUCCAUGUUUAUCACCACGCCACAAUGAUUUUCAACUGUUGGGUCGGAAUCAAAUAUGUACCUGGAGGACAAAAUUUCUUCAUCGGUCUGGUGAACUCGCUCGUCCACGUUGUCAUGUAUUUAUACUAUGGAAUGUCCGCUCUGGGACCAGGAAUGGGCAAAUAUCUGUGGUGGAAACGCUACCUCACCUUUCUGCAAUUACUCCAGUUUCUCCUCGUGACUGGCCACAGCGCAUACAACCUGUUUGCCGACUGCGACUACCCGGACCUGGUCAAUGCUUUGCAAGUGGCCUAUGCCUUGAGCCUCACUGCUCUGUUCUGUAACUUCUACUACCAAAGCUACCUCAGCCGCAAACUCUCAAAUAAAACCUCCUAG